Messenger RNA from Oppiella nova, 2007 nucleotides. The record is from the annotation of a GenBank genome assembly. Lineage: Eukaryota; Metazoa; Arthropoda; Arachnida; Sarcoptiformes; Oppiidae.
AUGCUUUUAUUUAAUAAUCACAUAUCACUGAAGUUUGUUGUGUUAAGUGUUGUAUUAUGUGUUUUCUUCUCACACCUCAUCCAACAAACCGACUGCCAGUUCAGUAUUGUCUACAGCAGUGGCAGAGCUCCUGGUGAUGGGCCCCGAAGAUUCCCAUUCCUCAGGGCGUUGUUCACGCAAAUGAUUACCGAUAGGAGUUCCAGUGAGUUCGCCAAACACGCCAAAGAUGACUACCAGACCAGCGAUUCACAGAAAUCCCGGUCCGAGACUAAAGCCAAUAAUCCAAACCUACAGUCAAUGGAGAAUAUAAUGCAUGACAUAAACACUCAAAACGCUGGCACCCUAUCCACCAAAACGCGGGGUUUCUUUCUCGUCAAUAUAUUGUCGCGAAUGCUUAAGUCAGUCAACUUCACUGAAUUAAGUUUGCAAAUGAGGGACGGGAUCUCUUCGCGGGCCUCGUGUCUGGCUUGCAAUGCCGUCGCCGGACUACUCCUCAGCUCCAUCUACUCCAAGGAGAUGAUGACCGUUGCGGUCAAUACGGACGAUCUCGAUUACAUCAGAACCCAUACGACACUGAGAAGGGGAGAGAUGUGUGGAGUGAUAUUCGGGAUGGACUGCGCCCGCAGGACAACCAAAAACCUCAACUGGACUAUCAGUUUGCCGGAGAAGCAGAAUAUGGCCGACAGGAGGGCUGAUGACAGCGAGUCAGACAUAGUGGAGGCGGACAGCGAGAAGUUGAAGGCCUACACCAAAGUGGUUCAGGUGACAGACCUUCACGUGGACCCGUAUUAUACGCCCGGAAUGAACGCCGAUUGCGGGGAACCCCUGUGCUGUCGGCCGGCCGACGGAGUGGCUACCAGUCCCGAGAAGGCGGCGGGCGUUUGGGGCGAUUACCGAAACUGUGACACUCCUAUCGCCACUUUGAGACACGCGUUGAAACACAUCUCAGAAACGCAUUCAAACGCCCUGUACUGGAUGUGGACGGGAGAUAUCGCGCCCCACGAUAUCUGGAAUGUCAGUCGACAUGAAGUGUUGUCUCAAAUAAGAUUAGUCACUAAUUUGAUGAAACAGUACACUCGAGUGCCUGUCUAUCCCGUAAUUGGCAAUCACGAAGGCGUUCCAGUCAACAGCUUCCCACCCCCUGAAGUGAAAGGAGAAAACUCUAUUUCAUGGCUCUAUAAUGCAGUGGCAGAUGAAUGGGAUUAUUGGCUGCCGAAGGAUGCCAUCAAAACACUCAGAUAUGGUGGCUAUUAUACAGUGAAACCUCGGUCUGGGUUUAGGAUAGUGUGUAUUAACACCAAUUACUGCGCGCGACUCAACCCAUGGAGUCUUUACAAUCCGGUGGAUCCGGCGAAUCAACUGCAAUGGCUCAGCGAAGAGCUGUUCAAAGCGGAGACCAGUGGCGACAAAGUGCACAUAAUAGGCCACAUCCCGCCCGAUAACCGCGAGUGCACUCAGGCCUGGCUCUACAACUUCCUCAGAAUCAUAGACCGCUUUCAGGACACCGUUUUGGCCCAAUAUUACGGCCACACACAUAGGGAUGAGUUUCGGCUCCUGUAUUCGCCACACUAUCCCGAAAUGCCCAUCAACUUGGCCUACAUCGGGCCCAGUAUUACGCCGUUCACGGAGAACAACCCGUCCUAUCGGCUGUAUUACAUGGACUCCGAGGCCUAUCUCGUCGAUCACGAGACCUAUUACUUCAAUCUGACGGAAGCGAACCGGUCUAAGAAGGGCCCCAAAUGGGUGUCUGAAUACCGCGCGAUGAAGACGUUUAACUUGAGUUCAAUGAGUCCGCACUCGUGGCACGAAUUGGUGCAUAAGUUGGAGACCGACGACCAUCUCUUCCAGAACUACUAUAAACUCUAUUACCGAAAGAGUGACGUCAAGAUCGCCCAACACUGCGACCAAAAGUGCAAAAAAUUCAUUUUAAGUGAUUUAACAGUUUUACAUCCGCUUAAGAAUAAACCCAAGGGUUUCUUCGGCAGACGGAAACUGAGGGAACACUAG